AUGAAAUAUGACGGAGCUCAGUUAGUGUUUGAUAAAUCCCAGGGCUCGAAAGUACCAGGCUCCUCCCUCAACCUCGCCUCUCCUCAUGUCUCUCGCGAGACUUGUUACCUCCGUUUCGCACCGCCCCAGUUGAGCGGCGCACUUCUCGCGAGGCUGCAGGCAGGGCUGGGCCCGACAUGGCGGAAGCCCUGGGGUCUUUGCCGGCGUUGCUGGGACGGCGGGGAAGAAGUAGCCAAAUUGGAGAAGCACUUGAUGCUUCUCCGAAAAGAAUAUGUCAAGCUGCAGAACAAAUUGGUAGAAUCAGAGAAGAGAUGCACUCUUUUAGCUGCACAAGCUGACAAGGAAAACAGCAGCGAGUCCUUCAUCAGCCGCCUGCUGACAAUCGUGGCAGACCUCUAUGAGCAGGAGCAAUACAGUGAUCUGAAGAUAAAGGUUGGGGGCAGGCACGUUAGUGCUCACAAGUUUGUUCUGGCAGCCCGCAGUGACAGCUGGAGUCUGGCCAACUUGUCUUCCACCCAAGAGCUGGACCUGUCAGAUGCUAACCCAGAGGUGACCAUGACAAUGCUUCGCUGGAUCUAUACUGAUGAGUUGGAGUUCAAAGAAGAUGAUGUGUUCCUGACUGAACUGAUGAAACUAGCUAAUCGGUUUCAGCUCCAGCUCCUUAGGGAGAGAUGUGAGAAGGGCGUUAUGUCUCUGGUGAAUGUCAGGAACUGUAUUCGCUUCUAUCAGACUGCGGAGGAGCUGAAUGCCAACACAUUGAUGAACUACUGUGCAGAGAUUAUUGCAAGUCAUUGGGACGACUUAAGGAAGGAGGACUUCAGCAGCAUGAGUGCUCAGUUGUUAUACAAAAUGAUCAAAUCUAAGACUGAGUACCCGUUGCACAAAGCCAUCAAAGUGGAGAGAGAUGAUGUUGUCUUCCUCUAUCUAAUUGAAAUGGAUUCACAGCUCCCUGGGAAAUUGAAUGAAGUGGAUCCUAAUGGCGAGCUUGCCUUAGAUCUCGCCCUGUCUCGGCGACUAGAGAGUAUAGCCAGCACUCUGGUUAGUCACAAAGCUGAUGUGGACAUGGUGGACAAGAAUGGCUGGAGCUUGUUACAUAAAGGAAUCCAAAGAGGAGAUAUCUUUGCUGCCACUUUCCUCAUUAAGAACGGGGCCCUUGUCAAUGCUGCUACAUUGGGUGCCCAGGAGACACCGUUGCACCUUGUGGCAUUGUACAGUUUAAAGAAACACUCGGCAGAGGUGAUGUCUGAAAUGGCGCAGAUAGCUGAGGCCCUCCUGCAAGCUGGUGCCAACCCCAACAUACAGGAUAGUCAGGGCAGGACUCCUUUACACGUGUCCAUCACGGCCAGAAAUGAAUAUGUGUUCAAUCAGCUGCUGCAGUGUAAACAAUUAGAUUUAGAGCUGAAAGACCACGAGGGCAGCACAGCUCUGUGGCUUGCAGUGCAGUACAUCACUGUGUCUUCCGACCACUCUGUCAACCCCUUUGAAGACACCCCUGUAGUGAACGGAACUUCCUUCGACGAAAACAGCUUUGCAGCUAGACUCAUUCAGCGAGGCAGCAACACGGAUGCGCCUGAUACGAUGACAGGAAAUUGCUUACUACAGCAAGCAGCUGGAGCAGGAAAUGAGGCAGCAGCUCUUUUCCUGGCAACAAAUGGUGCCCAGGUCAACCACAGAAACAAGUGGGGAGAAACCCCGUUACACACAGCCUGUCGGCAUGGUCUGGCCAACCUCACCGCAGAGCUCCUACAGCAGGGAGCCAACCCAAACCUACAGACAGAGGAGGCGCUGCCUUUGCCAAAAGAGGCUGCAUCCCUGAGCAGCUCAGCGGACAGUGUCUGUCUGCAGACGCCGCUGCACAUGGCGAUCGCUUACAAUCAUCCAGAUGUGGUGUCUGUCAUCCUGGAGCAGAAAGCCAAUGCUCUUCAUGCCACCAACAACUUGCAGAUUAUUCCAGACUUCAGCCUCAAGGAUUCCCGAGACCAGACUGUCCUCGGACUGGCAUUAUGGACUGGUGUGCACACGAUUGCAGCCCAGCUUCUGGGCUCGGGGGCUUCCAUCAAUGACACCAUGUGUGAUGGGCAGACUCUGCUGCACAUGGCCAUCCGGCGGCAGGAUAGCAAAAGCGCCCUCUUCCUCCUGGAGCACCAGGCGGAUAUAAACGUCAGGACGCAGGACGGGGAGACAGCCCUUCAGCUGGCCAUCAAAAACCAGCUUCCGCUCGUGGUGGACGCCAUAUGCACCCGGGGAGCUGACAUGUCGGUGCCGGACGAGAAAGGGAAUCCUCCCCUGUGGCUGGCUUUGGCAAACAACCUGGAGGACAUCGCAUCCACUCUGGUCAGACAUGGUUGUGACGCCACGUGCUGGGGUCCAGGACCUAGUGGAUGCCUCCAGACCCUCCUGCACAGAGCCAUUGAUGAAAACAACGAGCCCACCGCCUGCUUUCUCAUCCGCAGUGGCUGUGAUGUAAAUAGUCCCAGACAACCAGGUGCACACGGAGAAGGGGAAGAAGCAGCUAGAGCUGGACAGACUCCUUUGCAUCUGGCAGCGUCUUGGGGACUGGAAGAGACGGUACAGUGUCUUCUGGAGUUUGGUGCCAAUGUAAAUGCACAGGAUGCAGAAGGAAGAAUGCCUGUGCACGUGGCUAUCAGCAGCCAACACAAUGUCAUCAUUCAGCUGUUGAUCUCUCACCCUGAUAUCCACCUGGACGUACGGGACAGACAGGGGCUGACCCCGUUUGCCUGCGCCAUGACUUACAAGAACAACAAAGCAGCUGAGGCCAUUCUGAAGCGAGAGUCCGGGGCUGCGGAGCAGGUGGACAACAAAGGCCGAAAUUUUCUCCACGUGGCGGUUCAGAACUCCGAUAUCGAAAGCGUCCUGUUCCUGAUCAGUGUCCAGGCUAAUGUGAAUUCCAGAGUCCAGGACUCUUCCAAGCUGACGCCGUUGCACCUAGCGGUCCAAGCGGGCUCAGAGAUUAUUGUCCGCAACUUGCUUCUAGCAGGAGCCAACGUGAAUGAAUUAACGAAGCAUCGCCAGACCGCCCUCCAUCUCGCUGCCCAGCAGAACCUGCCUACCAUCUGCUCGGUCCUCCUAGAGAAUAGAGUGGACUUUGCUGCGGUGGAUGAGAAUGGCAACAACGCUCUUCAUCUUGCUGUCGUGCAUGGCCGGCUCAACAACAUCCGGGUCCUUCUCACAGAGAGCACGGUGGAUGCCGAAGCCUUUAAUGUAAGAGGCCAGUCACCACUGCACAUUUUGGGACAAUAUGGCAAAGAGAAUGCGGCAGCCAUCUUUGACCUUUUCUUGGAGUGUAUGCCCGAGUACCCGCUGGAUAAGCCGGACGCAGAAGGAAACACGGUGCUGCUCUUAGCAUACAUGAAAGGCAAUGCCAACUUGUGCCGUGCAGUCGUCCGAUCUGGGGCUCGCCUUGGAGUGAAUAAUAACCAAGGAGUCAACAUUUUCAACUACCAGGUUGCUACCAAACAACUUCUGUUUAGGCUGUUAGACAUGCUGUCUAAGGAACCUCCGUGGUGUGACGGCUCCAACUGCUACGAGUGUGCUGCCAAGUUUGGAGUCACAAUGCGCAAGCAUCACUGUCGUCACUGCGGACGUCUUCUUUGCCAUAAAUGCUCAACCAAGGAGAUUCCUAUCAUCAAGUUUGAUCUGAACAAGCCUGUGCGAGUUUGCAACAUGUGCUUUGAUGUUCUGACUCUGGGGGGAGUCUCUUAG
This is a messenger RNA of Chrysochloris asiatica (Cape golden mole), 3723 nucleotides long. It is a transcript of the gene ANKFY1, whose product is annotated as ankyrin repeat and FYVE domain containing 1. Gene Ontology annotation, molecular function: metal ion binding; protein binding. The transcript is spliced from 27 exons. The record is from RefSeq and is a predicted model, not a curated record. Lineage: Eukaryota; Metazoa; Chordata; Mammalia; Afrosoricida; Chrysochloridae. Bases 1 to 3723 code for a protein of 1240 amino acids.